AUGGACUUUGAACGUAGGGACCGUCUUGGCCGCCAACCUCCCAAUGAAUGGAAUCUUGAGCAAGGGUUGGAUCCGGCCCGCUUAGGUCUACGGAACCAGAGCAAUCUCAAGAUUCAUACAGAAACACAGCUUCCUACUGUGACAAACUCGGCAGAACUUCGUACAGACGCGGAUUAUGAUGACCCGACUUUUGUCGUCCAAGAAGAGAGAAAAGGGUGGAAAGGCUAUGUGGAGUGGGAGGAUUACCCCGAGAAGAAGGCGAGAGCUCGCAAGCGAUUCUCCCGGUACAAGUUUCCACCACCUCCGGAAUUCCAGCUUGCGCCAAUUCCAGCAACCAAUCCCAUCCUCGAGGGUGUUCGUUGGAAGCUCUGGCACAAGGCAAUUGGCGGAGCGCUCACCGAUGUGCCUGAAGAUAGCUGGAAGACAGUGCUCGAGGAAAAACAUCCGGGCAUGCUCCAUCUCCUUCAGUUUCCCUACAAUGGCGAGCCCCCAAAGGGCCUUCUCACUAAAGAAGCCGUCACACCCAACGAAAUCCAUUUUGUGCGCAACCACGGGGGAAUUCCAGAUAUUAACCCAGCGGAAUUUGACCUUCGCCUCGACGGAUUGGUUAACAGCCCCAAGGUCCUUACCUUAGACGAUCUCAAGAACGAAGCUCUGUUUCCACGAACCUCAAUGCUCGUAACUAUCCAGUGUAGCGGAACCAGACGUCUUGAGCAAAUCGGCGAAUAUGCUGGUGAAGGCGACGAAAUGAUCAAUGCUCCAUGGGCCGAGGGAGCAAUCGGCACAGCAAAAUGGACUGGUGUUAGCCUCAAGAAAGUCAUCAAACAUUGCGGGGGUUUGAAAGAAGGGGCAAAGCACCUUGAAUUCUACGGAGCAGAAACAUAUUUCAAGGGCGGGGACUGCAUGAACUAUGUCGUCUCCGUCCCAUGGACAAAGGCGAAAGCGAACGAGGUACUUCUUGCAUGGGAGAUGAACGGUAAGCCACUGCCCAAGAUUCACGGAUUCCCCUUGAGGGCAGUGGUUAUGGGUUACAUUGGAGCUAGAAGCGUCAAGUGGCUCUACCGCAUCAAAGCCAUCGAACACCCCAGUCGCGCCCCGGUUCAGAGCAGAGAAUAUCUGUACUUCCAGCAGCAGUAUGGAAAGCACAAUCAACUACCUACUUUGGGGAUUCAAAUCCAAGAAAUGCCGGUCAGCAGCGCUAUCAUGAGUCCGUGGCACAAGGAAGUCGUUGUCCACAAUGGCCAUAUUGAAGUCACUGGUUGGGCCUACUCUGGUGGCGGCCGCUGGCCAGAGCGGGUUGAGCUUUCUUCGGAUGGUGGCUGGGCUUGGUAUGCUGUGCCUAUUGAGAAUAUGUCACCAAAGCACAAGUGGGCCUGGAGGACUUGGACCGCUUCCGUUCCAUGUGAUCAUGAAGGGUGGACAGAACUCGUCGUACGCUGCUGGGACAACAGUCUCAACACGCAGCCGAUGGAAGUUCGCCACAGCUGGAACUGGGGACUGCACGUCACAAGCAGCUGCCACCGAGUCAAGAUUUACAGCGUAAAUGCAAGUCGACCCGAAACAAAGAAGAGACUGGAACAAUUCGAACAACAUGGCGAACCCUUUUUGCCAAUAACACGGCCGACAGAGUUCAAAUACAUGACUCUCGCAGAGUAUGAAAAGGCAUGGGCUACGAUGGAACCCAGAGAUGUAGACAAUUGA
Trichoderma citrinoviride is the source of this 1701-nucleotide messenger RNA. RefSeq names its product molybdopterin binding oxidoreductase. The coding region runs from base 1 to 1701 and encodes 566 amino acids. Gene Ontology annotation, molecular function: oxidoreductase activity; molybdenum ion binding. Lineage: Eukaryota; Fungi; Ascomycota; Sordariomycetes; Hypocreales; Hypocreaceae. The record is from RefSeq and is a predicted model, not a curated record. The transcript has 5 exons. Gene Ontology annotation, cellular component: mitochondrion.